Plasmopara halstedii is the source of this 228-nucleotide messenger RNA. RefSeq lists its product as uncharacterized. The transcript is spliced from 2 exons. The record is from RefSeq and is a predicted model, not a curated record. Lineage: Eukaryota; Oomycota; Peronosporomycetes; Peronosporales; Peronosporaceae. Bases 1 to 228 code for a protein of 75 amino acids.
AUGGACAUUCCGAUCGUAAACAUAUUUCCAGUGUUUGAUGCACAAUGCAAAGAUCGCGUCUUCAGUCGUCUGAAAGAAGGAACAGUGGAGACAGAUGAUCCACUUAUGAUGAAGACGUUUGUCUACGUGGAGAAUCCAGAAACAUUUUGCUUUUGUCUGAAGUGGAAAUACGACGAGAACAAUGAGCGCUGGUCAAGCUUCCUUUCCAUGACUCCGGCAGUCGAUUGA